This is a messenger RNA of Astyanax mexicanus (Mexican tetra), 4645 nucleotides long. It is a transcript of the gene tmtc1, whose product is annotated as transmembrane O-mannosyltransferase targeting cadherins 1. The transcript is spliced from 20 exons. Gene Ontology annotation, biological process: RNA processing; protein O-linked glycosylation via mannose. Lineage: Eukaryota; Metazoa; Chordata; Actinopteri; Characiformes; Acestrorhamphidae. The record is from RefSeq and is a predicted model, not a curated record. Gene Ontology annotation, molecular function: protein binding; mannosyltransferase activity. The coding region runs from base 138 to 2738 and encodes 866 amino acids.
UGUAGCUCCGCUGCUCUCAGUGUUCAGAGCUCCUCUCCGCGGCGCUCCUCCUCUGUGUCGACCCCGGACAGAACCGCCAUGGCAGAGGCUGCAGGUCCGCUGUCCGCUCGCCUCAGGCCCCGCGCCCGGAGGGUGACAUGACCUCCAGCGGCAGGGGGCCGAGGGCGGCGCGGCCGCGCCUCUCAGCGCUGCCCAGGCCGGGCGCCAGGCUGCUGGGGUACGGCGCGCUGCUGGCGGCGUGCGCGCUCUGCUACCGCAACUCCCUGCGCGGAGAGUUCGUGCACGACGACGUGUGGGCCAUAGUGAACAACCCGGACGCGCGAGCUGGGUCCAGCCUGUGGAGCAUCUUCACCGACGACUUCUGGGGAAAGAGGAUGUCCGACAACACGAGCCACAAGUCCUACCGACCGCUCUGCAUCCUCACCUUCAAGUUGAACAUUCUGCUGGGCGGGAUGAAUCCGUAUUAUUUUCACGUGGUGAACGUGUGUUUGCACUGCGCAGUGACCGUCCUUCUCAUGCACACGUGUGAACGAUUCGUGUUCAAGAACAGCCGCCUGGCCUUCCUUACUUCCCUCCUCUUCGCUGUCCACCCCAUCCACACAGAAGCAGUGUCUGGCAUCGUAGGGAGAGCAGAUGUCCUGGCCAGUAUGUUGUUCCUCCUGGCCUUUCUCUCCUAUAUUAGGAGUGUGUCAGAGUGCAGCAUGGUGGACUCGUUCCCCUCGACAGUGUCUCCACGAUUUCUAGCACUCUCCCUGUUCCUCGGUACCUGUGCCAUGCUGGUUAAAGAGACGGGCAUCACUGUCUUUGGAGUGUGUGUCCUGUACGACAGUCUGGUGCUCUGUCGCAAGCCCCUCUUCUCGCACCUGUCACGCUCCAGAGUGAAGGAUCUGAUCCGAGUCUCUCGGCCGUUCAUCAAACGAGCCUGCGUGGUCUCUGUAUAUGUACUGUUGAUCCUGUCUGCUCGCUUGUGGUUGAUGGGCGGCUCCAUGCCUCUGUUCUCAGAGCAGGACAAUCCAGCCUCCUUUUCACCGUUCCUCCUCACCAGGUUCCUCACCUACUGUUAUCUUCUGGCCUUCAACGCCUGGCUGCUGCUGGCUCCUAUAGUGCUCUGCUAUGACUGGCAGGUGGGCAGCAUCCCUUUAGUGGAGUCUCUGUGGGACGUACGCAACAUCGCUGCCCUGGUGUUGGCCCUGGGCAUACUGGCUCUCUGCCUGCACUGUGUUACAUCACUACAGAAGAUGGAGGGCAGGGAGGUGCUGGUGGGGAUUCUGUUCCUGGUAUUUCCUUUCAUCCCUGCCACUAAUCUGUUCUUCCGUGUGGGAUUUGUGGUGGCAGAGAGAGUCCUCUACAUGCCCAGUAUGGGGUACUGUAUCCUGGUGGUGCAUGGAGUGAACAGGUUGUGUGCGGUGGUGGGCCGCUGGGGUGCAGCCGCUCUCACCGUCUCCAUGCUGCUGCUGCUCCUCCUCUUCUCCUGGAAGACGGUGCAGCAGAAUGAAAUCUGGCUGUCCCGGGAGGCUCUCUUCAGGUCUGGGAUUCAAACAUUACCUCACAAUGCUAAAGUUCACUACAACUAUGCCAACUUUCUGAAGGACAGAGGACAGAACGAGCAGGCUAUGCACCACUACAAAACAGCACUCAGACUGUACCCUCGGCAUGCCAGCGCGAUGAAUAACCUGGGCACGUUGACUCACAGCGUCGAGGAGGCAGAACUCUACUACAGGAAAGCUCUCGACAUCAACCCCCAACACAACCGAGCUCUCUUCAACCUGGGCAACCUUCUCAAGUCUCAGGGGAAGGAGGAAGAGGCUGAGGCAAUGCUGAAGGAAUCGAUACGCUUCGGGCCGCAGUUCGCUGACGCCUACUCAAGCUUAGCCUCGCUCUACGCUGACCAGAAACGCGUUUCAGAGGCAAAUGAGAUUUACACAAAGGGCAUUGAGAACUGCCCAGACAGUUCAGACCUCCACAAUAACUACGGCGUGUUCCUGGUGGACACAGGUGAUAGCGAGGGAGCUGCUGUUCAUUACCAGCAUGCCGUGCGUCUGAAGCCGUCUCACUAUGUUGCCAUGGUGAAUCUCGCCCGUCUGCUGCGCUCCUCUAACGGCAGUAAGGAGGCUGAGCUGUGGUAUAAGCGGGCUCUGCAGGUGGUGCGUAAGGUGGAUAUCCUGACUCCUCUGGGAGCGCUGUAUUAUAACACAGGCCGAUACGAAGAGGCUCUGCAGCUCUACCGAGAAGCCGCCGCCCUGCAGCCGGAGAACUCCGACAUCUGGCUGGCCCUGGCUCAGGUCUUGGCUAUGGCAGGCAGCUCUAAGGAAGCAGAGAAAAUGACUCUGGGCAUCAUUUCCAAAAGCAAUGGCUGCAUAGAGUGUUACCGCCUGCUGUCUGCCAUCUACAGCAAACAGGGGAACCACACAGAGGCUUUGGAGGCUUUGGAUAAGGCUCUGCAGCAAGAGCCAGCAGACCCUGCAGUGAAGGCGGAGCUUUUCUUCUCCAUGGGCAACCAGCUCAGAGAGAUGAAUGAGCUGGACCGAGCCUUUGAGAACUACAAGCUUGCUGUGGCACUGAAGCCUGACCAAUCACAAGCUUGGAUGAACAUGGGUGGAAUUCAGCAUAUAAAGGGAGACUAUGCAGCUGCAAGAAUGUACUACCAAAGAGCUCUCCUCCUCUCACCCGGCUCCAAACUGCUUAAGGAGAACCUGGCCAAGCUGGACAGACUGGAGAAAAAACUGCAGGGCACUUAAAGGGCAAUGAAGGCUCUGAACCACCAGGAGAAGCUACACCACACAGGGAUAUGUGUUACAGACUGGUGGAGGGUACAGAUGGGCCGAGAUACCAAACUGUGGAGGCGGCUGCUUUAAAAGCUUCCCUCACAAUCAAUGGAGCCACAGUAUCUGUAAGAUGAGAUCAUGACCCGAGCCGGGAGACCGAUCUGAGGGUAACGGUGAGGAUCAGCUCUGCUGAUGAAGGUCAGCUUCAAUACUGCAAUACAGGGGGUUGCGUCAGAUACCCACCUCACAUUCUGUACCACUGACUCGUCUGAAGCUCCGCCCGCCCCAGCCUAUCAAAGCUUUAUCUGUUCUCUGAUGAGGAGUGAAGGAGUUUUAACGAGUGCCCCCUGUUGAGUGGGGCUUGAUUAAUUGUGGGGAGUUUAUGCAGAAGAGCAGAUCCCUGAGAGGCUCUUGGCUCUAAAACGCUCUGCACUCGACGGAACUCUAGGAGCUGCACUCCAAACCUCCAGCUCCUCCAGCUUCAGUGACUGGGACUCUCAGAACAGGAGCUACAGGAGAGAUGGAUGCUCUCCAACUGUGUUCUGUGAACAUGGACGCAUUUUUCCGUUUGGUGCAGUAUGCAGGAUCUUUAGGUGGGAAGGUGCUUUUGGAUGUUUUGCUUGCUGUGUGUUUGUGUGUGUGUGGGGGGGGGGUUGUUUUUGUAUGUGUGACUUUAUGAGUGACAUACAGGUACAUCUAAAAAAAAAAUGAGAAUAUUUUUAAAAAGUUACUUUAUUUCAAUAAUUCAGUUCAAAAUGUAAAACUUAUAUUAUUAUAUAGAUGUAUUAAACACAGAGUGAUCUUUUUUAAGCGUUUAUUUAUUUUAUUGUUAAAAAAUUAUGAUUUACAGCCAAUAAAAAUCAGCCAAUAAAAAAUCAGUGUCUCAGAAACUUUUUAUAUUAUAUAAGACCAAUUGGUAGUGUGGGCAGUGUGCCAAGCAGAUGACAUGUCUCUCCAAACCAUCACUGAUCAUCAGUAAAUGAUGAAAUUUACAUUUCAUUUGUAAAUCAAGAGAUCAGAGUCUGGAGGAAGAGUGGAGAGACACACAGUCCAAACUGCUUGAGGUCUAGUGUGAAGUUUCCACCAAUCAGUGAUGGUUUAAUGGAGAGACAUGUGAUCUGCUGGUGUUGAUCCACUGUGUUAUAUUGUCAAGUCCAAAGUCAACUUUUAUGGAGAUGUGGAUUUCAUUUUCCAGCAGGAUUUGGCACACUGCCCAACCAUGCCAAAAGUACCAAUUGGUCUUAUAUAAUAUUCUAAUUUUCUAAGACACUGAUUUUUGUGUUUUCAUUUGCUGUAAGCCAUAAUCAUCAACAUGAAAAUCAAUAAACGCUUAAAAUAGAUCACUCUGUAUGUAAUGCAUCUAUAUAAUAGAUUAGUUUUACAUUUUGAACUGAAUUACUAAAAUAAAGUAACUUCUUAAUGAUAUUCUUUUUUUUUUUUUGAUGCACCUGUAAACUUGCUCAGUGAAAAUGUAAUUAUGGUGUCAUUUUUCUUCCAGAAGAAUGCAACUCCAUUCAUGCCAUUCAGAUGGUUUGUUUGUUUUUUUUACUGUAAAUGUUCUUCUAGAUGUGGAAUGUUUAAAGGACUAAAGGCGUAAUACAAUGGCCUGUGCAAUGACUGACAUAUCAAACAGUUCUUAUUCCCCGUGUGCGGGUUCCAGAUGAAGAUAUGAAGAUGAUUAAAGUGAAGUUAAAAGAUGUCCAGAUGCUUAAGCUGCACCAUCAUGAUACUCAUAUUUUAUCCGUAUGAUUAUACUUAUGAUUUGUAAUAUUCUGCUGUCAUUACAGAAUAUUUACCCAGCUUUCUCAUCAGUCCAUAUCAUUACUGAAGCCAAUGUGAAAUUAUGUAUCCUUAUUUAAUAAUAAAAAAACAUAUAUACA